AUGCGCAGUGGCUGCUGGGAGCGGGCCCUAGUCCUCGAGCCGAGCCGUGAGCCUCCUGGCGAACUGGGCCGCGUCGGAAACGCUGGAGCCAUGAACUGGGUUGGCGGCACCAGUGGUCAACAUGAGGCCGUCGUGUCCUCCCUGUCCCUGGGGGUUGGCGGAGGGGCCUGUGGGGAGCUCUUCCCGCUCCAGGCUCCUCUAGUGAGGCCUCCCGAGGCCCUGAGCCCCUGCUGUGUCCGAGUGGCUGCAGCCUGGCUGAGUUUUGGGCCCCAUUCCGGCUGUGCGAGUGUGCAGCGGGCAGCAGUGUUCUUCACUCACUCAUUUCGGGGUUUUUCUGUUUUAGAAAGGCAAAGAUCCAAAAAACAAGAAUACUUUGAAAGGAACAAGUUAAAAUCAAAAAUGAAAUCACUAGGAGUUUUUUCACCUGUCAAGAAUCCCACUGCCAGUUUAGACCUUCUUAACCUGUAUAUGGUAAAUCAGAUUUCGUCCAAGAAGAAAACACCUGAAACCACGAAAAGACCAACCCAUGUAAAUAUGAAUAAAGAUUUGAAACUCCCUCUAAGAAAGCAUGAUUUAGAACUCCCAAUGUCACCUCAUUGUGUACCUUCUAAACUGUGCAUUGAUGAUACAGAAAACAAUGUACCCUAUCAAAGAUUAACUAGCAAAGAAGAAAUUGGCCCACUUCAGGUGAGACUUAAAGAAAAUUACAAGUUCUUGCAUUAGGAAAGGUUCAAAAUGGAAAACUACACUUGUCUUCCACCAAGGUCUUUUCCAGCAGAGUUACCUUCUAACAGACAUAUUCCAAAACACAAUUUCACUCCAAGAAUAGCACUAAGUCCACAGAAAUUUGCUUGUGUAAAAAAGCAGAAUGAGCAGUUCAGUAAUAGAAACUGUUCUGAUCCCUUAACUUCCAAAUUAAAUGAACAUCAAGAUGUUUUCAUUUCACCUCAUGAAAGUGCACAAUUUGGAACAUUAUUUGAGAGAAUCAAUCGUCCAGAAAAUGGCGAUUUCAUUCCUGAAAGAGCUAAUAUACUUAUGGCUGAAGACUGUGGACGCCUGCAGGAAAGAAGACGGCCUGAUGCCAUUGUCGGAAGACAGGCCGCACAGCACUGGGGACACAGUGGAAAAGGCUUUUCUCAUUUUCUCAAUGACGUGAGCCAGCCAACUCAGAGACAUCUGAAAGAUAGUCAUGACUCUUUUGUUAGUCACAACAUGAUCAACUUAUUAAACAGGGAUCAACUGAGGAUAAAGGAAACCUUUCCUAAGUGUGGUUAUGACACUUCGAGAAAAGUCCAUGUGGUUUGUUCUGAUGAAAGCUGUUCCACUGAUGGAUUCAUUAAAAGCAGCUUUGUAGUUCCAGAGUCAACUUUCAGUAAUUCUACUUUCAAUACGUGCUAUGUAGAAAUGUGUCAGUCAAACAAGAGCUAUCAGAAGGAGUACAGUGAUGAUGAUAUCCAUGAAUUUAGAAGGCCUUUUGAGGAUUGUUACCCAUCCAGCUCUGGGAACAAAGAUGUUUGGUCUUCACAGAGUAGUCAGUCUGCCAGCUACUCUCCAAGGGCAACUGAGAGUUGCUUCAGUUCUAGCUCAGACAUACUAUCUGAAGAGGAAGAUCAGAUAUCGCAGCAAAUUGAGAACUCAGAUAAGAAAACCUCAGAAGCAUCUAAUAAUUAUUAUCAGGAAAGGACAGUGAAAAAUAAUGCUGAUCAAUUUCCAAAGUCUCAGUGCAGUGCAGAACACAUAUUGCAAAACAAAACUAUUCCUGACUGCACUCUUCAGGUUGGAAGAUGUGAUACAGGGGUACAAACAGAGAGGGAGCCUGCCGUGGGGGUGAAAAUAGACGUUGCCAUACAGUGCAGCAUGAUUUCACAUUGUACAUGUAAACGUGCCGUGUCCCCUUCACAGUGCUGACACUGCAGUGGGAGCAGUAAAGCAGAUACCACUGGAGGGCAGGAUGCCCUUGGGAAUAACUCUGAUGCCUCAGCCCAGGGCAUAGUGUUUCACUUAACCUUGGAAGGCCAUAGGAAAAAGUUCAGAAGUGUAUUAACAUCAGUAAUGAGAAAAUAA
This is a messenger RNA of Nannospalax galili (Upper Galilee mountains blind mole rat), 2064 nucleotides long. RefSeq names its product chromosome unknown C12orf40 homolog (gene Redic1). Lineage: Eukaryota; Metazoa; Chordata; Mammalia; Rodentia; Spalacidae. The transcript has 12 exons. The record is from RefSeq and is a predicted model, not a curated record.